CGCGUCGCAUGCCGUGGGCGGCCGGCAGCCUCACCCCGGGUUGCUUCGCGGCGCUCCCGGGGCCGCGAUGGCGGCGGGAGAUGUCGAAUCCUCGCUGGAGCUGAGCCUUACGGGCUCCGGGGCGGUCCCCGGCGCGCUGCCCCCUGCCCGCUCGCGCAUCUUCAAGAUCAUCGUCAUCGGGGAUUCCAACGUGGGCAAGACGUGCCUCACCUACCGAUUCUGCGCCGGCCGCUUUCCGCAACGUACCGAGGCCACCAUCGGCGUGGACUUUCGAGAGCGGGCUGUCACCAUCGACGGCGAACGCAUAAAGAUACAGCUGUGGGAUACUGCAGGCCAGGAGCGCUUCAGGAAGAGCAUGGUACAGCACUACUACAGGAAUGUACAUGCUGUGGUGUUUGUGUAUGAUAUGACAAACAUUGCCAGUUUCCACAGCCUGCCAUCCUGGAUAGAGGAAUGCAAACAACACCUUCUUGCUAAUGAUACACCACGGAUUCUAGUUGGAAAUAAAUGUGACCUGAGAAGUUCUAUUCAGGUGCCCACGGACCUGGCCCAGAAGUUUGCUGACACUCACAGCAUGCCAUUGUUUGAAACCUCUGCCAAGAACCCCAAUGACAAUGACCAUGUGGAGGCCAUAUUCAUGACACUGGCUCACAAGCUUAAAAGUCACAAGCCAUUAAUGCUUAGUCAACCCUCAGAUCAUGAUGAAAUACAUAUAAAGCCUGAACCAAAACCUAUCACAUCCUGCUGGUGUUAGGAUUGUCACUGAUCACAUUGUCACUGGCUAUCAGCUUGUAUUGUUUGCAAGUGCUUCAAAAUUAUGAUCUUAGCAAAGUUCCUGGUUUUGGUAGCAAUUAUAGCAAAUCUCUUUGGCACUUUAAUGUGUUUUUGUUUUUUUUUUUUAAUUUUUCCUGGCGUAGAUGUGCCCAUCUUAUGCUCAUGCACUUUGUAAUUGUACUUUAUGAAUUACUAAAGUUUCACUGUAAAUAUAUAGGACCAUAUUAACUUUGUCUAGUUUUGACAAAGCAAUUCUAGUUGAGCUGUUGCUGUCUGAGGUUGUUCUCAUCACUUGUAAGGUUAUAAAUAGUAGGCCAGUUUACUAAUACUUUUCAUUGCUACUUGCAUUGGAAUAAUGUAGGAGAAAGCCUUUUGUGACAACCAUGGAACUUAGGUUUUGGGUCAGCAAGUGGGUACAUGAAGGAAUAUUUCGUGACUACUAGCAAAUUACAAAGCAGGUAACUUUUUAUUAUAAAAGCAAACAAAAACAUUUCUGUCAAAGUUUGGACUGCCAGUGUUGGUGUAAAUUGCUAGGUUUUGGCCUGUCAUUCCACUAUGAGCUUGGUCUGUUUCUUCAUGGCAGUGGUAACAGAAUUUACUAACUUCUCCCUACCUCUAGACAUUUAUUUGAUACUUAAAACUUCAUUAAUUUUUCGUAAUUGGCAUGUGAUACCAAACUAUGUUAUGUUAUUUUGUACUUGUGGAAAGUACUGUAGCACAGGAUUUGGGGUAAAACUGGGACCUUGUAUCUGUCCAUAAGUUCCCUGAUCUUACUAAAAUUAAAUUAUAUAUUUCUGAAGGUGCUGUAUUUGAGCUGAGUGUCUCAGAGUAAGUAAAAACAGUUGAGUAAGUAAAAGACUGGGUGAAUUUGGCAAAAGCAUACUGGUUUUCAAAGAUAGGGGUUUGCAGUGCAUUAAGAGAUCAUGAAUGCUUCUCAAAUAUCUUGAAAAGCCAACUUGAUAACAUAUUUCAGGAAUGGGAAUGCUUGAAAAUAUGGUACAUUCUUAAAAUAGUCCAAACACAAACUAAAUUUGGUCUUGAAAUAUGGAGUAAAUCUACCAAGUACCAUCUACUACAUCAUCUAUUACAGAUUUUUGAGCAAAAACCUGCAUGUAUAAUGUGACUGUAUGUAGGGCAUCCUUGGCAUUACUAAUGUGAGCUGGUAGGGGUUAGAUGAGGGAAAUUUUUCCUCUUGACCACCUUUUUCUGUGUUCUCAUAGUUGCAACUGCCUUUUUUCAGUCCUAUCUGAAGAUCAAGUUUCAAAAGUAAGGUCAAGUUUCAUAAUAUAAAUGGUGCUAAGUUGCACAUAAUUGCAUUAAGUGAAGUAUAAGAAUACAUAUGCAUAGAAUGCAAUCUAUGACUUCAUCCAUGUCACAUCAAACAGUGUUUUGUGACUUAGUUUUUGAACUAUAGAUGAAGAUUUAUUUUUUUUUUGCAAUGUGUAGCAUGUGUUGCUUACUAGAAACUAAAUGGAAGGGCUAGUUCAGAAGCUGCCACCCUAAUUAGAAACAAAUUACAGAAACAAGAUAACUGUUAUUAUGUAAACUAUUACAGUUCUUAAGAUGUAAUUUCAUUGUAAUACGUACAGAAAAAAAUGCAUAGACUUUUUUCUGGAUUUUGAAAGAGCAUUUAAUUUGUCUAAUAUGAUUAAGAUGUUUAAAAAUAAUUAAACAAAAGGUAAUACUUUUUCCUGUAUAAUGCUGCCUCAGUUGUGACAGUAUUUUUGCUUAGGAAAAACUUGUAAAAGGGAGCUUUUGUAUUCACUCUGAACCUUACAUGACUAGAAUUUAGAGUUGUUUCAGAAACAAUCACCUUUUUAACACUAGUGUCCUUAACGAUUUCUUUAAGAAAGGGAUUGAUCUUAAAUUGAUAUUUAUACUGUGGUGAGUAGAUAUGGUUUACAGUCCUGUUGGACAGAUUGUCUUUCACUCAUGUCCUUAAUCCUUUUUCUGAGAAGGAUCUUUCUUAAUUAUUUUUAUACUAAAUAUGUCAGCAAGUUUUGAUGGGUUUUUUUGUGAUAUUUUUUGUUGUUUUUUG
Molecule: messenger RNA, 2812 nt
Organism: Pseudopodoces humilis (Tibetan ground-tit)
Lineage: Eukaryota; Metazoa; Chordata; Aves; Passeriformes; Paridae
Gene: RAB33B
Product: RAB33B, member RAS oncogene family
Biological process (GO): Rab protein signal transduction
Molecular function (GO): GTP binding; GTPase activity
Source: RefSeq, a predicted model, not a curated record